Onthophagus taurus is the source of this 933-nucleotide messenger RNA. Its product is annotated as 15-hydroxyprostaglandin dehydrogenase [NAD(+)]-like. NCBI's taxonomy places the organism in Eukaryota, Metazoa, Arthropoda, Insecta, Coleoptera, Scarabaeidae. Gene Ontology annotation, cellular component: cytoplasm. The record is from RefSeq and is a predicted model, not a curated record. Gene Ontology annotation, molecular function: oxidoreductase activity, acting on the CH-OH group of donors, NAD or NADP as acceptor.
CUUUAAUGACAUUGACAGUCGAAACCAUGUCAUGAUUUUAACAAAAAAAAUUUUAUUUUUGUUUUAAUGUCACUAAUAAAAGGUAAAGUAGCUUUGGUUGUUGGUGGUCAUCGAGGGAUUGGGUACGAAUGUUGCGCGAGCUUAUUAAUGAAUGGGAUAAAGGGGUUGAUGUUGGUUGGAAGAGAUGAGAAGAAAGGAAAUGAGGCUACCUGCGAAUUAGAAACUUACGGGGAUGGUGAUAUACGUUUUAUUAAAACUGAUAUAGCAGUUGCAAGGAAUUUUCAAAAUGUUUUUGAAACAACCAUCAAAACAUUUAACCAAUUAGACAUGUUUAUACAUUGUUCAGAAACGAUUAACGAAUAUCAUUGGGAAAAUGCGAUUAAAUUAAAUUUAACCAGCGUUUUAAGAGGGAGCAUAAUGGCUAUGAAACAUUAUUUACCAAAAUAUAAAAGUGGAAAAGAAGGAAUUAUUAUUAAUUUAUCAUCCGUAGCUGGAUUACAACCGAUGGCUUCGUUACCGAUUUAUUCCUCAACGAAACACGGAAUUAUCGGGCUUGUUAGAUCUUUGGGAAGCGAUUAUCAAUACGAACAGUAUCAAUGUAGGGUGAUGGGAUUAUGUCCUGGAUUAAUCGAGGAAAUUCCUCUUUUUGCUAAAAAUCAACCUCAAGGAAUUGAUUUGGAUUUAUUGGACGAAGAAAUUUGUCAUUGGCCAAAACAAUCAGGGGAUAAAUGUGGAAAAACCUUAAUCAAAAUCAUAAACACGGGUAAAAAUGGUUCAAUUUGGAUUUGCGAAGGACCAUAUUGUUACCAAUGGAAAUUUCCUAAUCGAUUUGAGUUAUUUGCGACUCAUGCUAAAGAAAUUGCUAUUGGAUAAAAAAUUAAAUUUAAAAAAAUUCACAGCCUGUAAUUAUUGGAAUUAAACCACGGUUUAUAC